This is a messenger RNA of Penicillium subrubescens, 831 nucleotides long. RefSeq names its product RPEL repeat-containing protein. Lineage: Eukaryota; Fungi; Ascomycota; Eurotiomycetes; Eurotiales; Aspergillaceae. The transcript has 3 exons. Bases 110 to 520 code for a protein of 136 amino acids. The record is from RefSeq and is a predicted model, not a curated record.
CACUAUCUUUACAAAACCCAAGCAUUUCCCAAUCUCUCCUCCUCAUUUCUACCACUAACCACUAACAUCAAUCCACUACUUCACCCACUCACUCACAUCCAUUUCCAAAAUGACCGCCAUCGACGAAACUCCCCUUAGCGCCUUCCCCCACGAGCGCCGCAACUCCCUGGAGAAACACCUCCAGACGCGCCCAGACAUGCAGGACCUGAAGAACCGCCAUAUCCUACUGAACACCAACGUGGCACCAUCUCUCCAGUCCGCCCAGCAGGAACUGGAUCGCCAGCGCGCUACGGACAGUUUAAAGAAGAACCUGGAGAAGAGACCUGAGCGGGAUGAGCUGGUGGAGCGUAAUAUCCUCCCCGCAUCCACCGCCGCACCGGCCCUACAGGCUCACGCCCGUGAACUCGAGCGCCAUAUGUUGGCCGAUAACCUGGAGCACAAGAUUCAGAAUCGUCCUGAGCCCGAGUCGCUCAUUACUCAGGGUAUUCUGACGGAGGAUGAGGAUCCGCGCUCGGCGUGAUUGUGAUUGUGUUUCAGGAUGCGUUUCAAGGGUUGUCCGGUUGGGUGACUUGACUUGGAACUCCUGCGGACUGGACACGGAUACGGACGACGAUAAUGGAUGAUACGGAUGGCAUUUUCUUCUUCUUUUUCUUUUAUCGUUCUUUGGGUAUCUUUUUCCGUUCUGCUUUGCAGGAUGUGUUUCUCCGCAGCUUGCUGCUCGGGUGGUGAUGUCACCGUGACGCUUCUGUCGAUAGCGGCUCCCCACAUAUUCAACCUUUAUUUCAUUAUCGUUUCUUCCCCGGAUUUUGAUAAUGAUGUUGUUGUAGUGGC